Caenorhabditis briggsae is the source of this 927-nucleotide messenger RNA. RefSeq names its product Protein CBR-TBX-8 (gene Cbr-tbx-8). The record is from RefSeq and is a predicted model, not a curated record. Gene Ontology annotation, molecular function: DNA-binding transcription factor activity, RNA polymerase II-specific; RNA polymerase II cis-regulatory region sequence-specific DNA binding. The transcript has 2 exons. NCBI's taxonomy places the organism in Eukaryota, Metazoa, Nematoda, Chromadorea, Rhabditida, Rhabditidae. Gene Ontology annotation, biological process: positive regulation of DNA-templated transcription; regulation of transcription by RNA polymerase II; cell fate specification. The coding region runs from base 1 to 927 and encodes 308 amino acids. Gene Ontology annotation, cellular component: nucleus.
AUGUCAGAAGUUCAAGUCACCCUUCGAGAAGAUCAAGACCGUGUAUGGAGACUUCUUCAUUCUCAACAAAAUGAGAUGAUUGUGACUAAAUCUGGCAGAAAAAUGUUCCCAAAAUUGGAAUAUUCGGUUCGUGGUCUGGCACCAAACAAGCUUUACGCAAUGAUGCUUCAUCUGGAGCACUCGGACGAUUGUCGAUACAAGUUCACCAAUGGAGAAUGGAUCAAGUCGGGAAAAGCCGAGCCACAUAAAGAGCCAAAAAAGUUGUGGCAUCCGGACGGAGUGCGAAGCGGCAGAGAUUGGAUAGCUACUCCUGUCUGUUUUGAUAGGAUCAAAAUAACAAAUACCAGUGAUUCUACCAAUGCCUCUAUGAUCUUCCUUCACAGUAUGAACAAAUAUUGUCCAAUUCUGUCAAUCUUCGAAAGUCAAUCUGAAACUCCCAUGUCAAUUCCUCAGCCAUCCACUCGUCUUGUCACUUCUGUUCGAUUCGACUACACGGAGUUUAUAGCCGUGACGGCGUACCAGAAUGACGCCGUCAUCAAAAUCAAAGUCCAAAACAAUCCAUUUGCAAAGGGAUUCAGAGAAGGAGGACAAGGCAAUCGAAAAAGAGAAUCUCCAUCUACAGAUGAGUCUACUACAGAGGAAAGUUCUGCUUCUCCAAAACCUAAAAAGUGCAAUAAAUCUUCUUCCGUCUCCCCUCCAAUAGUUCCAAGAUUCGCCCAAUUCCCUCAAUUUCCCACUACUCCAGUUAUGAAUCCAUUUCUUUAUACUUUUCCAUUUUUCCCUCAAUUCCCUCCUGGACAACUUCCAUCCAAUCCAUUCCCAUUUCCAGUUAGUUUCCCAUUUUUCUCACAACUUCCAUUUCCCACCCAAGCUCCGGUUGAGAAAAAGCCCAAGGAAGAGACUGAGCCAGAGAUCGAUGAUGUUUGA